AUGUCUAAAGAACAGGAUUUGAUAGAUUGUGUGCAAAAGCAUACAUCUUCAAACGUCACACCCAAUUUUUUGGACACACUUCGAAGAAUUUCAGCGAAGAAUUCUACAAAUGUACAAGGGUUCAUUGACUCUAGCAAAGCUUUAGGUAAAUUUGAAGGUGAAGAGUCAUUUUUAGCCGAGUUACACUGUAAAUUAUUGAAUAAUGAGACUACUAGUACUGGUAGCAAGGUUGCAGCAAAGAAGCGGAAGGUACGAUUGUCAUACAUGAAUGAAGGAGAUGACGAAGAAGAUGAUGACGGAAAUGAAGAUUUUAUAGUAAAUCCAUUUCUAACCAAAGAAUCGCCAAAAGUCAAGUCUACAUCUCAAAUAAAGUUCAAAAAGCUUGAUAGGGGUGAUGCACAACGUCUUAAAGAAUAUGCUUCUCCAAGUGUAUCAAGUAAGGUUAUCCCAAAGCCUAGCACAAAGAAUGACCAGACUUCUAUACUGAACCGAUUUAUACCUGGACGCCCCAAAAUGGGCCGCAAUGACACUAUAUCAGAGACUGAUAGAGAAUGGUACAAUUAUGAUGAUGACUAUGGUAAUCCCGUGCCUCAAGAAGAAUCCUUUAUAAGUGAACUACAGUUCAAACGUCCACACCUAACUUCAGAUAUAGAUGUGAGCAACAUCCAUACACAAGUUCAGGUGGACUCACUGUCUAUAAAUGAAAGAAAGGAGUGGAUUCCGCAGUUCUUGAAAGUUUAUACACAGGAAAGAAACAUUUCCGACUCAACAAUUCUAGGUUCAUUGGCUGAACAGAAUGCGCAAGAUGGAUUAAUCAACCCUUUCAAGAAACCUGAUGGCCAAUUUGCAAUUAAUGCUAGGAAAGGUAGUAAGUUAGUUAAUUUCAAAAGAAUAUCAAAGGAGCAACGAGCUAAGGCAAAAGAGAGUACUGCUGUCGCCGGUACUCAAUUGGGUAAUCUAUUAGGUUUGAAAGAGUCCCAUGAAAAACGAGAAGAGGAUACGACGCAGCACACAACUUUUGAAAAUACUCCUGAGGACAUUGAAUCUACCCGUAGGUCAUUACCUGCGUUCAAAGUAAGAUCAGAUUUGCUCACGAUGAUAAGAGACAACCAGAUUUCAAUUAUUAUUGGUGAAACUGGUUCUGGUAAAACGACACAAUUAGCUCAAUAUUUAUAUGAGGACGGUUUUUGCUCUGGAGGAAGAUUAAUUGGUAUUACACAACCACGUAGGGUUGCAGCAAUGUCAGUGGCUAACAGAGUAGCCCUUGAAAUGAACGUACAAUUGGGUGAGGAGGUUGGUUAUUCCAUUAGAUUUGAAGACUACACAUCCCCUAAGACCAGGCUCAAAUUUAUGACUGACGGUAUUCUUCUCCGCGAGACAUUAUUAGAUCCAGAAUUAGAAAAGUAUGGCUGUAUUAUAAUUGAUGAGGCCCAUGAACGGUCCUUAAAUACUGACAUAAUGAUUGGUAUUUUAAGAAAUUUGCUCGUUAAAAGAAGGGACUUGAAACUGAUAGUAACCUCUGCAACAAUGAAUGCAGCAAAAUUUUCUGAAUUUUUUGGUAAUGCCCCUCAAUUUACUAUUCCUGGUAGAACAUAUCCUGUUGAUAUAAUUUAUUCUAAAAAUCUAGUCAACGACUACGUGGAGGCUGCUGUCACUGAAGCUGUAAAAAUUCAUUUGUCCAAUAAGAUCUCAAGCGGAGACAUCCUGAUUUUCAUGACAGGUCAAGAAGAUAUCGAAGUAUGCAUGGAUUUGAUUAAGGAAAAGCUGACAGAAGUAUAUAGCAAAAAAUUUGGAAUCUCGAAAUUUGAAGAAAUAAGCGACCUUGAGAUCUUUCCUCUAUACUCAGCUUUACCGCCUGCUCUCCAAAAUAAAAUAUUUAGGAAGCUGGAUGAUAGCAGAAGAAAAAUAGUAAUUGCGACUAAUAUUGCAGAAACCUCUUUAACUAUUGAUGGGAUUAGGUACGUAGUAGACUGUGGUUACUCAAAACUUAAAGUUUACAAUCCAAGAAUAGGGUUGGACAGUUUGGCCAUAACUCCAAUCUCCCGGGCUAAUGCCAACCAACGUUCAGGAAGAGCUGGUCGUACUUCUACUGGUGUAGCAUAUAGACUCUACACCGAAGAGACGUUGGAAACUGAGAUGUACGUCUCCACUAUUCCUGAGCUUCAAAGAACAAGUCUGCAAAAUACAAUACUACUUUUGAAAUCUCUUGGGGUCAAAGAUGUUUUAAGCUUCCCAUUAAUGGAUUCCCCGCCCUUACAAACAUUGUUAGCCUCCUUAUACGACCUAUGGCUCAUAAAUGCGAUUGAUAAUUUUGGAAACUUGACUAGUUUGGGGAAAUUAAUGUCCAAAUUUCCAUUACAACCAUCUCUAGCAAGGAUUUUGAUUACUGCUUCCUACAACGAUUGUAGUGAAGAAAUGUUGACUAUAGUGUCAAUGCUUUCAGUACCUCAAGUAUUUCAAAGGCCAAAACAAAGGGAGAAGGAGGCAGAUUUGGCAAGAAGUAAGUUUUUCGUGCCUGGAUCUGACCAUUUAACACUUUUGAACGUUUACUCACAAUGGAAGCAAAAUAAGUUCUCUUCUCAAUGGUGUACAAAGAAUUUUGUUCAAUAUAGGGCAAUGUGUAAAGCACAUGAUAUAAGAGAACAGCUUGUAAAGAUUAUGGGAAAGAAUAAAGUGCUAUUAACCUCAUCCGGUACUGAUUGGACAAUUGUAAAAAAAUGUAUAUGUUCAGGUUUUGCACAUCAGGCUGCAAAACUUUCAGGAUUGGGAAAAUAUGUUCAUAUGAAAACGGGUAUGGAUGUACAGCUUCAUCCAACCAGUACCCUAUUUGGCCUGGGUGACCCUCCUUCUUACGUAGUGUAUAAUGAGCUGUUGAUGACUUCAAAAGAAUAUAUUUGUUGCGUCACAGCUGUGGACCCCUUUUGGCUGGUAGAAUCUGGGCCGCUUUUAUAUGGCAUUAGAAGGAUAGAUGAUGAUAGUUCAUAUCAUCAGUCAUUUGCCUUAAUGCAGCACAAAACUGGUAACGAUCAUGCUAGAGAAAAGAGACAGAGGGAUGAUAUUGAAAGAGAGAUAAACAGAUGUCUAGAGAAAAGGACGCAAAUGAUUAUACAGUUGCAGCAAGAUAAUAAGAAGGCUGAAUCAUUACUGAAGCGCGAGCACUUGGAUAGGACCAAGCUUGACGGAACGGGUUCCUUCAGAAUUGGGCUAAAAAAAGGAGACCUGCCUGAAUAUUGGUGGGUAUACGUCUUUAAUACAUAUGAUUGA
Molecule: messenger RNA, 3264 nt
Organism: Kazachstania africana CBS 2517
Lineage: Eukaryota; Fungi; Ascomycota; Saccharomycetes; Saccharomycetales; Saccharomycetaceae
Gene: PRP16
Product: DEAH-box RNA helicase PRP16
Exons: 1
Coding region: 1-3264 (1087 amino acids)
Biological process (GO): mRNA splicing, via spliceosome
Cellular component (GO): intracellular anatomical structure; spliceosomal complex
Molecular function (GO): RNA binding; ATP binding
Source: RefSeq, a predicted model, not a curated record